AUUUUGACGAACUAGGAGGGGUGUCGGUGGGACGUGGGGGAUCUAAGCUGGAUAUGACCAUGGGCAGCAGGUCGUUAUUAGUGACAAUUGUGAUCACAGUAGUCAUACCCAGCAUCUGGGCAGGUGCAAUAGCUGGGGCUCAAACACAAAAGAUUCGUCGUGAAAGUCGAGAAUCUGGCAAGUACUGGCCAAACUCCGUGGGUAUCUCAGACCAACAGCUACGGCAACUCCUAGCACACUCUCUGGCGGACUCGUACAGUACGUCAGGGGCAAGUCACAUACGGGGAGGAGACGGGGAUGCAGGGUAUAUAUACGAUAGUCGAGAUCAGGUCGAUGACACGGGGACGAACGAGGAGGAAGGGGAACGCGUAAUCGGGAGCGAGGUUACAUCGAGAGACUCGAACCCCGGUACAAGCAAGAGAAAUGGGUUCUUCUAUGGCAAAAGAAAUGGGUUCUUUUAUGGAAAGAGAUCAGCGUCAACCCCUGGCAAUGCAAAUGAAGUAACUCAAUGCAUCCCGUGUGGGCCUCAAAACAACGGCCAGUGCGUCAUGUUUGGUACAUGUUGCAGCUAUGAACUAGGUGGCUGCUUUUUCCUGACAGAGGAGGCCCUUCCCUGUGUGACGUCAAAAUCGUCAUCAUUAUGUGAGCUGAGCGGAUUGCCGUGCGGUGACGAGGGAUAUGGAAGGUGCGUGGCAGACUCUGUCUGUUGUCUGCCGCAAGAGGGCUCUUGUCAUAUCAACGCAGAAUGUGGAGGCAAGAUGACAUUUCAAUAGGACUUGCAUUAUGCGGACUUUAAAUUAUUUAUAAAGGGAUAGGAAAAGGUGGUUAAUAUCUGUAUUUUGAAAAGGGUAAUAAAAUUUAAGGUUGUUUGAGAAAAGGGACACGAAUGUUAUUUUGACCUCAAUGUGUAAAUUUAAACAAUUUUAGCGAUUACUUAUUUUUAGACCACUACGAAUUAACUGUUUUAUGUUCUUUACGACGGGAAAGAAAUGAAAUCUUUUGAGAGAUUCGAAUGUACAAAGAGUGUUAUCGUGAUGACUUUAUUGUUUUAUCUUGCGACGUCACAUUAUUUAAGCAACCUAUGUUUAGACAAUAGUACAGUCAUGAACAAGUUACCCUCUGACUCGCCAACGAAUUAAGGUGUUUUUAACACGUUUUUACGAACAAUAACCACUGCUUUCGAUCGUCCAAUGAUUUGCCUCCUUUUGCCUCAGUGAGGAUGCAUUUUGGCCUCAUCGGUGAGGGCAAAUUUUGAGAGUGUGACGUCACGCAAGGGGGUCAAAACGAGUUUCCAAUGUUGUAACAGGGAAGCUACAUGGGUAAAAUAUUGUCGACUGACAGAAGUCUAUUGUUCUAUUCAUGAUAGAUAACCUAUGAUAAUGUCCACACGGAAUUUUUAAAAUUACUCAAAUAUUGUCCCAAGAACAAAAAACAAUGUCCCCUCCUAGCUCGCUCAAAAUUCAACAACAUAAGUGAUACUCAGAGGAACCUUGUUACAGAAAACGCCUAUGGGUUCAACUCGUUAAUUUCAACCGAGGUUUGAAUAAGUUCAGAGAGUGCAUGACGUUCAUUCAGAACGUCGAUGUAACUCCCCCCCCCCCCCCCCCCGCCAAUCAAUAAAGAUGUACCAAAAGAGGUAUUUUGGUAUAUAAAAUGCCAUAUAAAUACUGACUCUCUCUCUCUGCAGGUUAAAUGACAAAGACAGAUUAUAUAAUUUUGUUAAUGUGAAUAAAAAUAAGUGUUUAAUGAUUAUCAUAAUGUAAUAGCUUAUUUACUUCUAGAUUUUCUUAUAACAUAAUUAUUAGCUUCAGGCAGUUACUAAUAUUUAUUUUAGGGGGUAGUGAGUUUCUCCCACACAAAUGUUGAAGAAUAACAUAAUACAAAAAUUACUGACUAAAACGGUGUAAGUUUACUUUAAGGGACUAUCUUUGGCGUCACUGCGACAACUUCGGUUUGCACGGUUUAUCAUUCUUUUGUUCAUCUGUGACUUCAAUGAUUACACCGUCUCUAUACUAAAUAAGAGACUGUGCGAGACUAUACAGUGCGGUAGUAAACACUGUGCGAGAUUAUAGGCGAUGCCGCACGUUAUUAUCGUUGAUCACUACACCUGCGAUUUACUCUCAGCUUUUUAACAGAUUAAGAUUUGCCACGAGACUAAUCUGUUAAUGAUACACGUAUACCCUGGGAAGCGUUUCCCUUAUCGGUCGUUACAUCCCAACAUCCAUUAAGUAGCAAAUCUGUGUGAACAAAAUGUUACUCAAUUUCUCAUCGAAGUUGUAAGAGAAAAAUAACAGAAAAUACACCCUUGUUGCACAAAUUUGUGUGCUCUCAGAUGCCGAAUAAAAAGCACUACAAAAACACAUCUCUUGUACAAAAAUCGUUACCUCAAAUUCCAAUGGCCCGGAGACUGUAGUCUAGUGUCUGUAAUUGUUUGGUUAUUAUGACCUCUUUUGAAUGUAUACAUGCCAACUGUUUUGUUCAUUGUCUUGAUGUAAACAAUAAAAAUAUAUAUAAUUGGGUUCUUUAAGUUGUAUGCUGAUGUUAUUUUUUUCUGAAAGAUCUUGAAGAUGAAUAAAAAUGGUAGGGCGCUGGUCCCCGGCGUCGUGCCAAUGUACAGUG
Molecule: messenger RNA, 2619 nt
Organism: Asterias rubens (European starfish)
Lineage: Eukaryota; Metazoa; Echinodermata; Asteroidea; Forcipulatida; Asteriidae
Exons: 3
Coding region: 54-773 (239 amino acids)
Cellular component (GO): extracellular region; secretory granule
Molecular function (GO): neurohypophyseal hormone activity
Source: RefSeq, a predicted model, not a curated record